Pseudo-nitzschia multistriata is the source of this 3169-nucleotide messenger RNA. Lineage: Eukaryota; Bacillariophyta; Bacillariophyceae; Bacillariales; Bacillariaceae. The record is from the annotation of a GenBank genome assembly.
CGCAAACRAUGACGAAGGACGACGAAAUGCGAAGAGUACAAAAAUUAGUAUGCUCCUCAUAACGUUUGCAUUCGUCCUUUCCUUGCCACGAUGCUGUUGUUCACCCUAUCCAUUUGCUAGACAUCAUUGCAUGAAGAACAAGUGAGAUCAAGAGGAUUCACAUCUUCAAAAAGUCGCAUCUUCAAAAAGUCGUUGGACGCGGGAGUGAAAAUGACUUCGUCAUCUUCUCCACGCGAAACUAUUCAGAUUUCUUUGGGGACUUCCGCCAAUGCCAUCACAGCACAUUUGUUGAAUCUUCAGGGACUCGCAUCAACAUCUUCAUCUUCCGACCAUGUCUUCUGCGACGCAGUUACCACUCACUAUGUUCAAGGUAGYGGUUUGGGAGGGGGAGGCACUCUGGUCCCUCGUGUUUUGUUGAUAGACCAGGCGACCCAUCAAGUUCCAGCCUCAAUGACAACGGCAACUGAAGGGGCAGCGACAAAUGCUUCUUCGCUUUCCRUGAAUCUAGCAGAUGCCUAUCUUACAAACCUCCAUACGGAUUCGUUUUGGAAUGGUCAGAUUCAAGUUCUCGGCAAUGRCACUAUGGCGUUCAGCACGGGUCAUCAAGCACUAGAUCCAUCUCAAAGCACCUCGCCGUUGCUGAAGGCAGCUUCUUCCAUGGCAUAUUCUUCACACUCUAGAUAUUACAUGGAUAGAGGCAACAACUAUCCUGAUCGUCAAUAUCGCACAGACCCAAGCAAUUCAAGACAUGUCGUUUGGGAUGACGAUGAAGAGUACGAUGAAGAGGAUCCCUACGAGCGCCUUCAGCGUGAACAGCAAAACGAACGGCGCUGGAGAACACAAACUUCGUUGGCCCUUGGACAAGAAUUGAACAAUCUUAUGGCAGAAAAUUUCCAAGAGGAACGAAACGAAGUGCCCUUAGAAUCGGGUCAAUCAUCAGCACAGCGAUUCUGUUUCAAUCACUGGACAGAUAUAUGGAUGCCUCCUCGUGACGAAAAGUCUAAAGUGAUUCUUCCUUUCUCGUCGCAGUCGCAGCUUGUCCCCCAUUGGAACGUAACAUAUCAAUGCAACGGUGAUAGCUGUGGUAACAGUGUGCCUUUUUUGCGAGAGUGGAAAGAAGACGUAUUAUUUGAAAAUGUGCGGCACAUGCUAGAAGCUUGUGAUCACGGGAUACAGGGCGUUUCGAUCGCUACCGAAGGUCACGGCAUUUAUGCAUCUCUGGCAACAUACCUUCUAGAUGAACUAAAACAAGAAUGCAAGAGCGCCGGUCGCUUAAUCUAUCACGUUACAGGUGAUGGAAAAGAAAGCGAAAAUGAAACUACUUCUAGCAGGAAAAAUCCAAGAAGUGAYGACGACGUCAGWUUUUCCGCUCCGUCUUCGCGCUCAUGGCAAGAGGCGCAAGUAGAUCGGAUUCGACAACAGAUCUGUCUYGGCUUGGUCUUAAAUGACUUCACCGAGAAGGCACAUGCUGUUUUGCCUCUUCAAUUGCCGGGGGAUUGUUAUACMGGUACCAGUGGGUCCUCUUCGCUGUCGUGGUUCCGGUCCACUGCUCGGGUUGCAAUGGCMUUGGAAGCUAGCACACUUCCAUUCCGUCUGAAUGAGAACAAUACCAAUUCGGUAGGGGGGUGUCUUCCGGCGCACCGAAUCGGCCUACAAAACGCUCCAUUCCUAGCGUCGCACGGAAGCUCUGAUUCGUCGUGGGGGACUACUGCCUCGCGCCUUACCUUCUCCGAAUUCCUUCAGGUUUUGCAGCCCUCGAGUUCACACUCAAUGUUAGAACUGGAUGUUCUUACACAACACAUGGGGAACCAAGAGUUGUACAAUCUAAUUCAGGAGGGGACCAGUGUCCAACGGGAUCAGCGCAUGAGACAAAGCCGUGGGCAUAGCUAUCGAACACGUCCACGGGAUGUAUCUCCAGGCGCUUGGAUGCAAAACAGAAGCAGAGGUCUUCUUUCCUMUCUUUCGCWCCCCAGUUCCGACAAGAACUCGCACCUGAAUCUAGACCGAACUUUGCACCAUCACUUUGCCCUGAGCACAUCGGUUCGACCGAUUCUGUCGUUGCCUUCUGACAAAACCGAGGGGAUCUCGAUGUCGAAUUAUCUUACCUGUUUAGUACAAGGCAUGGGUAUCCAGUACCGACCAGAAAGAUCAAUGGCCACCGUCCUGAAUCAAUCUCUUGGACAGUUGACUUUUGGUGACGAUGGCGGCGGGAGAAACUACGGAGCAGGCAUCUAUUGGAAGUAUGUUGUCCCCCAUGUUGAAACACCCGUUCUUGCCGUUUUGGGAAAUACAACGAGGUCCUUCGCACAACUUAAUCGGACGGCAAACGACAUGAAAGCAGCAAUGAGAACUCCCCGUUUCCGUGGUUUCUACAAUCGUGACGUCUCGAAUGGAGUUCUUCCUGAGAUGGAAGAUUGCGACGAAGCUCUGGAGGCGUGCUUCAAUAAACGUGAUGUGUAUCAGCCACCGUCAGGCUCGGGACUAGACUUUGACGAAGAUUACUGAUUUCGCUUGUAAAGGUAAGAACUUACAUUUCCGUUUUYGUUGAACCACAAAAUAAUGCAAAUCGACGACGGUUGCCUUUGGCUMAGUCACCUGAUCGGUCGCAAUUCAUUUUCAGUGACGAUAGCUCCGUCGGGCGGACAGAAGAUGUCGUGUUGAUUCGACGCUAAGUGUACUUUUUAGAUAUCUGAGAAAAUGAAUUUGCAAUCGAAUGGGUACCCGAAUCGAACAAUCCGGAUCCUGGUUUGUUUCUUUGUGGUUUCUGGCCAUGAAUGCUCUUUUUUCCAAGUGACGUUACAAUUAUUAUUUAUCUACAUUCUCUGAUAUGCCAGUGACGAUAAACAAUAUUCGCUUUACCUGGCUGAUGGAAYAAGAGCUGUUCAUGGCACACAAAAAUAUCUAGCAACCAUCCGAUGCGUUUACUCACUCGGUGUUUGUCCUGUUGAAUAAUGCUCCCCCUUGCUCCACGAAUCGGCCAUUCCUUCGAACCACAGCGACGACUCUCGUUGUUACCGACAUCAAUUAAAGAAAUUUAAAAAAAUCUUAAUAUUAUAUUUUACCUCGUGAACUAGAAGAGGCACUAAGAUGGCCAGAACCAUAGCUUUUGUUGGAAAAUAUGCUUCUAGCUGCUCCGAGGGGCGGCAUCAAUUAAAGAAAUAGUAACAAA